AUGCAGGGCCUGUCUACGAUGCUCUCGCCGUUGAAGGAUCAGCAAACCAGGAACGAAGAAGUCGCCAUUCAAGCCGAGAGGCAGCGAAAAGUUCUCGAGCGACAGAGGCUGCUAGCGAAACUGAAGGAAACCUACGUGAAAACACACCUCCGGAACAUGAAAUCUGUGGACGGGCUUAUGCAUAUAAGAGAAGGAACGCUCGGGAAGCUGAUGAAGAACAAGCACGAGGAUUUGGACAAGCUCGCGAAAGCCUACAUUGCCAAACUCGAGCAAGUCAUCAAAAAUGAGGAACGAUUGCAAAAUUUCGUCUGGACGGCGCCUGACUGGGCCAAACUGCCAGAGCAGGGAAAAUGGAGUCUUCAACUGAGUGAUGACAGGGUUCUGCUCGGAAACUUCGAGCUUGGCGUUCCCAGCAACGGUACUUACUUCACGUUUGGGCGCGGCGGCGCAUGCGACUUCGUGAUCCCGGACCCGACUGUCUCGUUUCUGCACGGCGUGCUGUAUUUUGGGAGAGACUCGGAGAACGACAAGGAUGUCUGGCACUAUACAGAUCUAGGGUCUUCAUUCGGUUCAAAAGUGAACGGCAACCUCGUACUGGAAUAUGAAGACGUCAACUUGUCGAUCGGUGGCCUAGUCGAGUUUGGUGGUGCACACGGACCGAAGAAGGGCUACCGUCUGCAGGGGCCGAUCGAUUCGAAAGGCCAGGACGGGGUGAUCCCCCAACACUUGUCAAAAGGGAAAGCUGGCAAGACAAAGAAGAGCUCGAAACCAUGCCUCACGGACCUACCAAUGAAGCAAAGCCGUAUUAGUUGCCCGACGAUCGGUGACCAAAAUUCCGUUGGUGCUGAGGUCGCGGAGAUCACGGAGACCGUCAAGGACAUCAAGAAUGAUGCCGCCGAGGCCCCG
This is a messenger RNA of Mesorhabditis spiculigera, 906 nucleotides long. NCBI's taxonomy places the organism in Eukaryota, Metazoa, Nematoda, Chromadorea, Rhabditida, Rhabditidae. The record is from the annotation of a GenBank genome assembly.